UAUAGAUCACCAAUUCAAGCUGAACCAUUUUCUGAAGGCUUCCCUAUUUCAAUUAUUUAGAAGCAUGGCAGCUGCGUCUAGGACUACAAUUGUUCCUCAAAUCCUCAACGGAGAACACGAUUAUAAGGAUUGGAGUGUCCGCGUCAAAACCUAUCUGCUCAGUAAAGAUCUUUGGGACGUUGUUGAAAGUGAACACCCUGAACAGGAAGGCGUUGGAGACUUUAAGUUUAAGGCUUGGAGGAAGAAUAAUGCCGGAGCUUUGCAUGCAAUCCAACUUUCUUGCGGGCCGCGUACUUUUCCUUCUAUCCGUGACAAAACCACCGCCAAAGCUGCGUGGGAUACUUUGGAAGCACUGUUCAACCGAGAAAAACGCAAGUUACUGAACAUACAAGACCGAGAUGAGAUCCAGCGGCGGGAAUAUCAAGGUUUCUUCGCUGCUGUAAGGAGGGGUGAUUGGCAUGAAACGAAGUUGUUUCUUGACCAACACGCCGAUGCAACAGGACGAAAGGAUUCAUUGGGGACAGCUCUUCACAACGCAGUAAUAUUCAAGCAGGAGCAAAUUGUGGAAGAGCUGGUGAAGUUCAUGAAGGAGGAAGAAUUGGAGAUACAAUCUAGUGAUGGUUGGACGGCUCUCGCUUAUGCUGCUAGAGACAACCUCAAUAUGGUAAAAUGCAUUGUUACGCAGAACCAGAACCUGAUUGGCAUUGCCGGAGAGGGCAGCCAAAUGACUCCGAUUCUAAUCGCUGCUAUGCAUGACCGAUGGGAUAUAGUUCGGUACCUCUUCGAUCUUACUCCACCCCUAGAUCUACUGCCACAUGAAGGCCCUUACGGCUCUCAACUUCUUGUCUUUUGUCUUUUUGCCAAACAAUUUGAUUUUGCAUGGAUGUUGCUUCAGUGUAUCCCAAUGUUAGCAUAUACUCAAGGCCAAGGAAAAUACUCCCCUUUGUCUGCAAUUGCUAGUGUGCCCUCUGCAUUUCUGAGUGGAACAUCGCUCAAAUUCUGGCAAUCGUUGAUCUAUAAAUGUAUACACAUAGAAGAUGCAGGUCGUAUCAGUGGUUUUUAUAUAAAUGUUGGAAGUCAAGAAAAUGAACAAGGCAAUCAAGAGAAUAGCACAGCCUUCGGUUUAUUACAAGGACUUCCAUCGAGACUUUCAGAGUUUUUUGGAAUCAACGGCAUUCGUGAAGUGAAAUUGAUCCAUGUUCGGUCACGUCAAAUUUUGGACUGCAUGUGUGACGACAUAAAACAGUUGAAUGAUGAAGAAAUGAGGGAUGGCCUUGUGUAUGAAGCAGUAUACAGUGCUGUCCAAAAUGGGAUUGUUGAGGUCGUUAUUCCUCUAUGUAAAGCCAGACCAGAAUUAUUGUUCAGAGGCCUAGAGGACGGAAAGAACAUAUUUCAUUAUGCUGUUGAAUGCCGUCAAGAAAAUGUUUAUAGCCUUAUAUACGGGGUUGGUCAAAGAAAUCUCAUUACGACUUUGAGAGAUAAUUCCGGCAACAGCAUACUACAUUAUGCCGGGAUGUUAUCUCCAUUGGCAAGCAGAAAGCUUGAUCGUAUUGCGGGUGCAGCCUUCCAAAUGCAGAGAGAAAGGCAAUGGUACAAGGAGGUAGAGAGUAUUGUGGUUCCACUCUCGGGAGCCUCAACUUUAAACAAAGAUGGUUUAACACCCCCACAAUUAUUUACCGAGGAACACAAGGAAUUGCUCGAGGAUGGAGAAAAAUGGAUGAGAAGUGCAGCAAAAUCUUAUACGGUUGUCAAUGCCCUCAUUAUUACAAUCAUGUUUGCUGCAGUAUAUACUGUUCCUGGUGGAAACAACCAAAUGACAGGGUUUCCCAUAUUCUUAAACGGAAAGGUAUUUAUGGUUUUUAUAGGUUCGGAUGCUAUUUCGCUUUGUACUUCUGCAACUUCAGCGUUGAUAUUUUUGAGCAUCCUUACAUCGCGUUAUGCUGAAGAUGAUUUCCUUAAAUCCCUACCCACAAAGAUGAUACUAGGCCUUUCCGCACUCUUGAUCUCCAUCGCCUCCAUGAUGGUUGCCUUUUCAUCUGCCCUAUUCAUCAUGUUUCAGGAUAAAUUAUGGUUUAUUUAUCCAUUCAUUUUCCUUGCUGCUAUACCCGUCAUUUUAUUUAUUGGGAUGCAACUUCCUCUGCUCUUUAUGAUUUUCAAGUCUACUUAUUGUGAACGAGUAUUCGAUAAGAAAAUCAAACAGUGGAUAUAAAUUCUUGACGGGGUAUGCGAU
Molecule: messenger RNA, 2230 nt
Organism: Malus domestica (apple)
Lineage: Eukaryota; Viridiplantae; Streptophyta; Magnoliopsida; Rosales; Rosaceae
Source: RefSeq, a predicted model, not a curated record